Messenger RNA from Closterium sp. Yama58-4, 2490 nucleotides. The record is from the annotation of a GenBank genome assembly. NCBI's taxonomy places the organism in Eukaryota, Viridiplantae, Streptophyta, Zygnematophyceae, Desmidiales, Closteriaceae.
AUGUGGGAAUUCGCGGUGCCGCUUUUUCUCCUAGACUCCUCUUACAUUGCCACGUCAGCUUCCUUUUCCUCCUCUACAGUCACCUCCGGUAGUACUACUAGUAGUAGCAGCGCUGGAUCCGCCUCGUUGCUGCUCGUGGCGCUUUAUGGUCUCUCCGAAUCGCUCGCGAUGUCUUUAUUCUCCGUCCCCAUAGGAACGUGGGUGGAUCUAUGUCCGCGUUUACCGCUAGCUGCCUUCGCGAUCUCCGCUCAAAACGCCGCGCUGUUUCUCGCCGCGAUUGCCGUCGCCGCUCUGCUCUACCUCGCCGACUUUCUCGCCGCACCCGCCGCCGCGAGUCCCGCUGGGUCCGACGUAUUCGCGUGGGUGGCCGGAGCGGCUGAAACGGGAGCUGACGUGGCGCUGGUGGCGGCAGUUUGCGUGCUGGGCGCCGCGGCUGCUCUCGCCGGAUUGGCGCGUGGGAUCGCGGUGGAACGCGAUUGGGCCGUGGUGAUUGCGGAUUGGGUUUGCGAGCACGAAGGUGCUGCGAACUUGAAAGGGGGAUGCGGGCGGCAGGAGGAUUGGGAGGGCAGGGGGCAGCAAGGAGAGGAGAGAGGACGGGGAGAAGUGGAGGUGGUGGUGGGACACGAGGAGGAUGAAUCUAAAACGCGGCUGACGUUCAAUAACGAGGUGUCUUGUAACGAAUUGGCGCAGCAAGGAAAAGAAGAGAAGGCGAGAGUGGAAGGGGGAAGAGAGGAGGGGGGGAGAGUGGAGGGCGGAGAGCAUCAAUUGCAGACGCAUGCUGCAGGCAAGAGUGGCAUCGGCCAAGCAGGGGCACGAGAGGGGGCCGACGCUAAUCACCGGGACGAGGCAGCGCAGACACAGGAGCUUCUGACUGCGCAGCAGAGGCAGCGGCAGGCGCAGCAGGAGGGAGAGCGGCAGGGGCAGAGUCAGGGGCAGCAGGAGGGGCAGGAGGAAGAACAGAAAGAGCAGGAAGAGCAGGGGAGCGAGCAGCGGGAACGUGUGCGAGCGCGGGUCAACUCCACUCUGCGCACCAUCGACCUGCUCUGCCGCCUGCUCGCCCCGGCCCUCACUGGCGCCCUCAUGGCUGCCGCUGCCGCCUCUGCAUCCACGUCCGCCUCCUCCCCCGCCUCUGCCUCCUCCCCUUCCGCCGCUCCCCCUUCCGCCACACCCCCUUCCGCCCUCGCAUCUCUCCCCAGCUCGUCCGCGCGCCCUGAGUUGCUGCCUGUGUCGCUGCCGCUCGCCAUGGCCGUGUGGGUCCUCACGGCCGCUGCUGCUGAGCUGCUGCUGCUGGCGCUCGUCCACUCUCAGGUGCCCGCGUUGGGGGAGAGGCGCAAGGAGAGAGGCAGGGAGGAGGACGGAAGGGCUGGUGAGGAGGACAGCGAAGGUGAGGGAGGGAACGAGGAAGAGGAAAAAGAGGAGGAUGACGAGAAAGCGGAGGAGGAAGAGGAGCAAGAAGGGAACGAGGGAGGAGUGGCGCGUGGAGGGGACGAUGAGAAUGGAGCGGGGGAUAUUUCGAGUCGACUUAAUACACAAGUCGACAAUGAGGAGUAUGAGGCAGGAGACAAGCAGAUGCUUGCCCCUUCAGCCGCUGAUCCAACCCCACCUGCUCCUAUCCCCCCGUCAGACUCCCCACCCGCCUCUAUCACCACCACCACCACCACCACCACCAGCAGCAGCAGCAGCAGUGAGCCUCCCAUCAUCCCCUCCACCGCCAAAAACCCCUCCUUCUUGAACCACCUUCUCUCCUCUCUCCACCACCUCCGCCUCCUCCUCACCGCCUGGCUGACCACCCUUCGCUCCGCUUGGACCAUCUACCUCCACCAGACGUCCCUCCUCCCCUCCCUCGCCCUCGCCCUCCUCUACCUCACAGUCCUCUCCUUCGGGUCUCUCAUGUGCGCCUACCUGCACUCCCAAGGCGUCCCUCUUGGUCUCCUAGGCUCAGCAAGCGGCGCCGCGGCUGUCACUGGCGUGCUCGGAGCAACCCUCUUUCCAAGCCUCUGCGCCAGGCUUGGGACAAGCCGGACUGCCGAGGCCUCGGUGUGGUCGCAGCUGACGUGCCUCCUGCCGUGUGUCGUCGCAGGAUUGGUUCUCCAGUCGUCAGGGCCGAUCCCAGCAGUGCUGCUGAUGAUAGGAGUGGUACUCUCUAGGGCUCCUCUGUGGGUGUUUGAUCUAUCUGUGCUGCAAAUGGUGCAAGGCGCGGUGGUGGAGGAGGAGAGAGGCGCUGUGGGAGGAGUGCAGGAGUUCUUACAGCAGGGAAUGCAGCUGGUAGCGUUGGUGCUUGCAGCGGUGAUUAGUAGACCGAGGGAUUUCUGGGUCCUGACAACGGUGUCGGGAGGGGCUGUGACGGUGGCAGCGGUGCUGGUGAGUGUGGAUCGAAGGGGGAGGGGAAUUCUGAGACGAAUCAUAAGAGGUGGUUGGCAAAAGCAGGCCGAGGGACUUCUGGGAGUUGAUGGCAGGGUUGAGAGGGGAGCUGCUGCAGAUGAGGUUUGA